Oreochromis aureus is the source of this 1041-nucleotide messenger RNA. RefSeq lists its product as uncharacterized. The transcript has 9 exons. The record is from RefSeq and is a predicted model, not a curated record. NCBI's taxonomy places the organism in Eukaryota, Metazoa, Chordata, Actinopteri, Cichliformes, Cichlidae. The coding region runs from base 1 to 1041 and encodes 346 amino acids.
AUGGUUGUCAAUGGGCCGAAAACGGUCCCUAGGGUGAUCAGUUGUUCUCUGACUGGACUGGUGUUUGACAUGACUCAGGAGGUGGAAGUUCUGUACAGGAUUAUCCAGUGGGAUCAGAGUAUCCUCCAAUCAACUGGAAAGACAGCAGCAGGGCCACUGUUUGAGAUAAAGGGCUGUGAGGAUAGUAUGGAGCCCCGCAAGGGGCAAAACCUUUGCGAGUUCAUCUUCAUUUUCUUUUCCUCCAGUGUCCCUUGCUGGGCUCCGUACUGGAGAUCUGGAAUCCAGUUAAGGGGCCAAGUUUUACUGUUUGUCAGAGCACCACAGACUGGAGCACAGACACAAAACCUUGAUGUUUUUCUCCUGCCAUGCAACGUCCCUCUGCACGAGGUAAAAGCACAGCAUCCACACUCUGCUUACAUCCCGGUGCCUUCCAACUGUAAACUCAUCAAAAAUGAGACUUACACUGUUCUCUGUCCAACAGCCAGGAAAAUCCAACCCAAGAAAGCUGAAUUUGACAUGGAGUUUGGACCAAACUACUAUGCAACGUUUGAGAUCCGUUUUGAUGUAAACACAGAAGAAGUCACUGUAACAGUUCAAGACCAAACCAACGAAGACGUCUGGGAGCAUGACAUUGAUAUGGCAGCUGUGCCUCCUUCUCCACCUGUCUCCUGUAGCAGUUGUCAGACGCUUCACCAGAAGAGCGUACCGCAAAGCAGGAUGUUGCCUCAUCCAGGUUCUCCAGAUGUGAAUGUCGCACCAAAGCUGAAAGUUUCAACUGAGCUCCUCGAGAUGCUGAAUGAUUUAGAUGAUGGGGACUUUGACACCUUUAAGUGGCACCUCAAGUCUGAGCUGUGGAAAAACAUCAAGCCCAUCCAAGAGAACAAGCUUACGAAGGCAGAGCGGCAUGCAAUGGUGGAUCUCAUGGUGCAGAAGUAUGAGAUAAGUGGAGCUGUAGAAGUGAUGGAGAGCGUUUUAUUGAAGAUCAGCAGGAAUGACCUGGUGGAAAAGUUAAGACUCUUAACUAUGGAUGCAUCAAUCUGA